This is a messenger RNA of Racocetra fulgida, 771 nucleotides long. The record is from the annotation of a GenBank genome assembly. NCBI's taxonomy places the organism in Eukaryota, Fungi, Glomeromycota, Glomeromycetes, Diversisporales, Gigasporaceae.
AUGCGCCUUCAAACAAAUUUGGCCUAUCUCGCAAUGGUAGCCGAUGAAUACAACGGAAACCCUCGAAACAAAGUAAAGCCCAAAGUACCAAAUUUAUCCCCCUUACCCAUUCCACGUGGUUCAUGCGGACAAAAUCUUAACAACCUUAUUCAACGAGCUGUACAAGUCUUUUCGGACUAUAAAAAAUUUCAUAGGCCCGAUGGUGUUUCUACAACUGUAAGUUCUAAUGCGAAUAAUAUCACGCCAUCCGCAACGAUUGCUGCAACUUAUCAGCGACAUUCAUCUUCGCUACAACCAAAUAUGGUAGCUAAUAAUAACAAUAUUACCGAUUAUACAAUGAUGACAACAAGUAAUAAUUCCGAACAAUCUUAUCAAGUUCUUCCUCCAUUAGUUGGAAUUGGUGGUAUGUCAAUUGGAAAUGCAGGGAACAGCAAUGCUAACAACGGACAAGGCACAGGAAUAUUACCUUCUUUAAUUGGUUUAAAUGAUCAGUUUGGCAUGCCUAUAUCUCAACAGCAACAACAACAAUUACAGAAUGUAGGAUUCACAGGAUUUAUGAGUGGCAAUUCUGGAAUUUCUAGUGGUGCAGGAUUUGGUACCACAAAUACUUAUGGUAUGGCCCGAUAUUCAAGCGCUAAUGGAAGCAGCGUCAUGAAUAACGGUGGUAUUGGCAAUAAUGGAGCAGGGUUGGCAAGUAACAAUAACAUGGGAAGCAAUGGUAUUGGUGUUAAUGCUUUGGCAGGUAACGGUUAUGGAAGCAAUAGCUCGUAA